AUGACGGAUUGGAAUAAUAUUUUAAAAAGAAAUAGAGAAUAUAUCAAAGCUAAGAAUAAAAUAAAGACCCAAGUUGAAAAUAACAGAUUACAACAACUCGGAUUAACGAAAAAUCUACAGACUCUAUUUCAACCCAUAUUUAAAUCUCAAGAAGAUAUUAAAAAGAAAUUAGCUUUAGAACCCACAUCUCAUAUAGAACCCAAACCGAUUGAAUAUAAUGCUAUUAUAAUUAGGACAUUAGAUGAUAUAAAACGUCUUUUUUCAAACCCUGACCCAGAUUUACCAAAGAGCAUUUCACCAAUCGUUGAUGAUGAGGGUUUGUUGUUCAAUGGUUUUAGAAUAAGAUUUAGUGGAAAUUCACCACAAUUCAAAAUCGACACAAAAGACUUUAUAUUUACAUUAACGAGAGGGUUAAUAGAUUUAAUGAAUGGCGAGGAUGUUGAAAUUGCCGAUUACAAGGAUUUAGUAGCAUACUCAAAAUUUCUACAUGCGAUCAGAAACAAGAAGAUUGAAAGAAGUUGA
This is a messenger RNA of Lottia gigantea (owl limpet), 522 nucleotides long. RefSeq lists its product as hypothetical. The transcript has a single exon. Lineage: Eukaryota; Metazoa; Mollusca; Gastropoda; Lottiidae. The record is from RefSeq and is a predicted model, not a curated record. Bases 1 to 522 code for a protein of 173 amino acids.